AUGGACAAUUGGCCAGGAUAUGAGUUGAAUUUAUUCACAUACCCACAGCACUGUUAUGAUGAUUUGGAAUACGUACUCAUACCUCAUGGCAUCAUUGUGGACUGAAUUGAGUGGCUGGCUAAGGACAUUAUGAAAGACAUAGGAUAUUGUGACAGUUUGAUCCCAUGUGUGCUUAAAGGAGGUUACAAAUUCUGUGUUCAUCUUAUAGAGCACCUUAAGAACAUCAGCCAGAAUCCAGAUAGAUGUGUCUCUAUGAAGGUUAAUUUCAUCAGACUAAAGAGUUAUCAGAAUGAUCAGUCCAUGGACAAGACGCAGAUCACAGGAGGCGAGGAUCUUUCAGUACUGGCUGGCCAGGCUGUCCUCCUGCUUGGAGAUCUUGUUGGGACUGGGAAGACCGUGAAAGCCCUGCUCAGCAGCGUAGAGGAAUAUAAGCCCAACAUGAUGAAGGCAGCCAGUUUGUUGGUAAAGAGAAUCUCAAGAAGUGAUGGCUUUAGACCUGACUAUGCUGGAUUUGAGAUUCCAAACUUAUUUGUGGUGGGAUAUGCCUUAGAUUAUAAUGAAUACUUCAGAGCUCUGAAUAUAAGUCUUCACAUAUGUGCCAUCAGCGAACACGGUAAAGGAAAAUACCCAGUCUAAACAAGCAAAUGCUCACCGUCAGAUGCCCAAAUAACAUCACA
Messenger RNA from Chinchilla lanigera (long-tailed chinchilla), 677 nucleotides. It is a transcript of the gene Prtfdc1, whose product is annotated as phosphoribosyl transferase domain containing 1. The record is from RefSeq and is a predicted model, not a curated record. Lineage: Eukaryota; Metazoa; Chordata; Mammalia; Rodentia; Chinchillidae. The transcript has 8 exons.